GUCCGCUCUUAAAAGAUGGCGUCAUGAAAGGCUUCAGUCUUUUGCAGGCGAUGGGCAUGUUCUUGAAGGAUAACAUCAAAAUGCCACCCUGUGGCCCCUGUCCGAAUCCAGCCCGUAGCGUCAGUCGGAAUAUCAAUCGCGUCAUUGUUAAGGCAUCUAGAAUUCUUGAUAUUUUUCACUCUUAUUGAGCUGCUGGUGAACCAUCAAUUUAUUUACAAGGGCUUCAAGUUCAAGACCCACCGCCAGCCAAGGGCGUUGUAGUAAAUUUAGUUUAUCUCCUAGAACUAGAAGGCAGUUGUGAAUUACUUGUGAACUUAAUAUGGUUAAGUAUGCUCUACAAUGUCGGCGCUCACCAGUGAAGAUGCUCGACUUCUCCUUGUCGUGGUAACAUGCUCUACUUCUACUUCUAAAUUCCAGACGGAAGCAGUCCGGUCCGAACUGCUUAUCCCGGCAGACGCCACUGGGUUAAAACUGGGAUCUACCACAGGAAUGAUGAACAUCAACUGGCCACCAGAAUCUUCGAUGAAAACACUAUAUGGGAUUGCAUGAAAAAGACGCUGUACGGAAUUCGAAGAUGCGAUAAAGACCCUGUUGUACAAUGGUGAAUCCGAACAUCAGCUUUAGCAUUCUUGUUUCUUUGUCUUUCGUCGUGCUUGGUAUAUCGUUGAAAAAUUGUUUUUCCAGUAGUUCGAAAAAUCAGAUGUCCGCCGGAGAUAUUUUACAUGAUUAUAAGUACUCCAUCAACAAUAACAAUUUGUAGUCCUACUUCCGCUGGAAAACUUUCCAAGCGAAGAUGAAAGAUUAAGUGUCUGCAUUUGCCGUGAGGUUUGGAGUUGCUAAUGUGCUUGACCUUACUGUCUACCACAGAU
Messenger RNA from Amoebophrya sp. A25, 869 nucleotides. The record is from the annotation of a GenBank genome assembly. NCBI's taxonomy places the organism in Eukaryota, Dinophyceae, Syndiniales, Amoebophryaceae.